Messenger RNA from Phalacrocorax carbo (great cormorant), 2030 nucleotides. NCBI's taxonomy places the organism in Eukaryota, Metazoa, Chordata, Aves, Suliformes, Phalacrocoracidae. The record is from RefSeq and is a predicted model, not a curated record.
CCACUGCUUUCGCGGCUGGAGGGCGCAUGCGCGGCCGGCCUGUCAGCGCAGAGUGGGCCAUGGCGGCGGGCGGCCGGAGCUGGUUCCGCGCCCUGGCGCUCGGCGUGUCCUUCCUCAAGUGCCUCCUCAUCCCCGCCUAUUAUUCCACAGAUUUUGAAGUACAUAGGAAUUGGCUUGCCAUCACUCACAACUUACCCCUCUCUCAGUGGUACUAUGAAGCAACUUCAGAAUGGACCCUGGAUUAUCCACCUUUUUUUGCUUGGUUUGAAUACGCACUUUCGCACAUUGCGAAGUACUUCGACCCCAAAAUGUUGGUUAUUGAAAAUCUAAAUUACACUAGUCGUGCAACCAUCUUCUUCCAAAGAUUUUCUGUCAUCUUUACAGAUAUCCUUUUCAUAUAUGCAGUUCGUGAAUGCUGCAGAUGUGUAAAUGGGAAACGAGCUGCAAAGGACAUCCUGGAAAAACCAACAUUUAUUCUUGCAGUUCUGCUCUUGUGGAAUUUUGGGUUGUUAAUUGUGGAUCAUAUUCACUUCCAGUACAAUGGCUUUCUGUUUGGACUGAUGCUUCUUUCUGUUGCUCGACUGUGUCAGAAAAGAUACUUGGAGGGUGCUCUUCUUUUUGCCCUUCUUCUGCAUUUCAAACACAUCUACGUGUACGUUGCCCCAGCAUAUGGCAUUUAUUUGUUGCGAUCCUAUUGUUUUACUGCAAAUAAUGCAGAUGGAUCCCUGAAGUGGAGAAGCUUCAGCUUUCUUCAUGUAACUCUUCUGGGAUUGAUUGUCUGUCUUGUUUCUGCUCUUUCGUUGGGCCCCUUCAUAGUGUUGGGCCAGCUGCCUCAAGUCAUUUCACGGCUUUUCCCUUUCAAGCGAGGCCUCUGCCAUGCUUAUUGGGCCCCGAACUUCUGGGCAUUGUACAAUGCCAUGGAUAAAGCACUAACCAUUUUUGGUUUAAAGUGUAAUUUUCUUGAUCCCACAAAAAUUCCUAAAGCCUCAAUGACAGGAGGGCUGGUUCAAGAAUUUCAGCACACUGUCCUCCCUUCUGUGACUCCGCUGGCAACGCUAAUCUGUACUUUCGUAUCCAUAUUGCCCUCUGUUUUCUGUCUUUGGUUUAAACCUCAAGGGCCCAGAGGCUUUCUUCAGUGCCUUGUUCUUUGUGCGUUGAGCUCCUUCAUGUUUGGCUGGCACGUGCAUGAAAAAGCAAUACUCCUUGCUAUUCUGCCCUUAAGCUUGUUGUCCGUUCAGAGAGCGAAGGAUGCUGGCAUCUACUUGAUUCUGACAACCACAGGGCACUUCUCACUUUUUCCAUUGUUGUUCACAGCACCAGAACUUCCAAUUAAAAUACUGCUUAUGCUGCUGUUUACUGUUUAUAGCUUCUCUUCAUUGAAAUCGCUAUUCAGGAGAGAGAGACCUCUCCUUACCUGGCUUGAAACGAUCUACCUCCUCCAGCUAGUGCCUUUGGAAAUCUUCUGUGAAAUUGUGUUUCCUCUGACACCGUGGAAACAGCAGGUCCCUUUUGUCCCUUUGUUGCUGACCUCCGUAUACUGUGCCCUGGGCAUCACAUACGCCUGGCUGAAACUCUACGUCUCUGUCUUGACUGAGCGAAUUUCUGUUAGACAAAAGGCCGAGUGAAGCUGCGGUGGUGGGACCGGUCCUGGGUUUGUGGGGAUCAUCUGGCACCGUGAGGUGUUCUCACAAGGACACACAACUCCUGGUAAGACACAGCGUACGUGUACCAUCGCCAUGAGGGGAGUUUUUCUCCCAACGCUUCUGUGCUGCCCAACGAGGAUACCUCUGAUCAGAAGCUCAUGUCGCAAUAACAUGAGGCGCAGCAAGAUGCCACUUGCCACGGAUAAACUGAAGUUUAAUGAGGUCCAGACUUCUGUCCUGAGGAAAACCUGCCCUGCCUUCCCAUUAUCCUUUGUAUCCAAAUAAAAAUUGGUGUGGCAAAUUACAAGGGAUCAUUGCUGUGUAGGAGAGUGUUGUGACUGCAUUCCGUGGAAUAUGUAAAUUAAAAAAAUGAUAUUUUUUGUUUGA